CUUCGCCUCGGACCGGAAGGGCCACGCUAUAAAUGAAGAGGAGUUUUGGCCGAAAGAAACAACAGAGCGGGGGAAGCUCGGGAAGAUCAAAAUUUUAUUUUCAUGGCGAAGCCCAGAAAGCAGAAAAGCGACGAGCAGAAACCGGAGAGUUCCGGAGGAGUCGUCCUUCACCAGAAACUAUGCAUCUCAGUCGACAUGGAGAAUAGAAGAAUUUACGGGCACACUGAAAUGAAAGUAGUUGUCCCAGAAAGUGGCGACAUUGCUUUACAUGCAGAGAACAUGGUAAUCAGCAAAAUAACUGUAGACGGGAAAGAUGCUGAAUUUGAACGCUUUCCUCAUUAUCAGUUUGUCGAUGAGAGCAGUUGGUGCUCGGUAACUUGCUCAAAGUCAGCUGCUGAUGUUGCAUGCUCAAGCUAUAUUUCUUUUCUGAUCAGAGAAACAUCUCCAAAUCUGAUUAUUACAUGCUGCAAUAAAUCAAAAGAGCCGCAAAGCAAUCUGAGACAGACUGGUCCAGAAAAUAUUAUUCAGAAUUCAGGUUCAGAGCAGGUUGUUAAUGGUUGCAAUGAGCAUCGAGAGCAUAAGGUUACUUUAGAUGUGAAGAUAAUUUGUAUAGAUUACUGGUUAGAUCAGACAGAAACUGGAAUCCAUUUUGGGGAACAUAUUCUUCAUACUGAUAAUCAGAUAAGACGCGUCCAUUGCUGGUUCCCUUGCAUGUAUUCAUUUUCACAACAUUGCUUGUUUGACCUAGAAUUUACCGUUAGUUCUAAUUACGUAGCUGUCAGUAAUGGUGAUUUACUUUAUCAGGUAUUGAGCAAGGAUGACCCUCCUCGCAAAACAUUUAUCUAUAAGCUGAAUGUUCCUGUCAAUGCUCGGUGGAUAUCCUUGGCUGUUGCUCCAUUUGAAGUGCUUCCUGAUAAUCAUAUUGGCAUUGUCUCUCACAUGUGUCUAUCUUCAGAUUUGCGAAAGCUUCAGAAUACAGUUGGCUUUUUCCACAAUGCAUUUAGCCACUAUGAAGACUAUCUAUCCACUUCUUUUCCCUUCGGUUCAUACAAACAAGUUUUUAUCCCACCAGAAUUAUCUAUAACUUCUGUUAGCAUGGGUGCUUCUAUGUGCCUCUUUAGCUCGAAGCUCUUGUUUGAUGAGAAAGUUAUAGAUCAGACAAUUGAAACAAGAAUCAAACUUGCCUAUGCCCUUGCAAGGCAGUGGUUUGGCGUCUACAUAUUUGCAGAGGAGCCGAAUGAUGAAUGGCUAUUGGAAGGCUUGGCUGGUUUUCUUACUGAUUCAUUCAUAAAAGGAUUUCUUGGGAAUAAUGAGGCAAAGUACCGGCGUUACAAGGAUAACUGUGCUGUUUGUAAAGCUGAUACUUGUGGGGCAACUGCUUUGUCCUCUGCGGCUGCUUGUAGUGAUUUGUAUGGAACUCAAACUAUUGGUGUAUAUGGAAGAAUUCGUUGCUGGAAAGCAGUAGCGGUACUUCAGAUGCUUGAGAAGCAAAUGGGUCCUGACUCCUUUCGGAAGAUACUCCAAGUCAUCAUUGAAAGGGCUCCAGAUCCGUGCCGCUCCACAAGGGCUCUUAGUACAAAGGAGUUCAGGCAUCUGGCAAAUAAAGUUGGGAACCUUGAACGGCCAUUUCUUAAGGAAUUUUUUCCUCGCUGGAUAGAAUCUUGUGGAUGCCCCGUAUUAAGAAUGGGGCUCUCUUAUAACAAGAGGAGGAACAUGGUUGAAUUGGCUGUCCUGAGAGGAUGCACGGUAAAGGUUGGAUCUGUUUCUAGUAGCAAUCCAUGUAAUGAAAGCCAAGACAGUGAUGUGGGUUGGCCUGGAAUGAUGAGCAUCAGAAUUCAUGAGCUUGAUGGAACAUAUGAUCACCCAAUUCUUCCCAUGGCUGGGGAAGCUUGCCAACUACUAGAGAUACAAUGUCAUUCUAAGUUAGCCUCUAAAAGAAUUCAGAAACCCAAGAAGGCUUCUAAAGCUGAUGGAUCUGAUGAUAAUGCGGAUACUGCUCCUAGUCAAGAUAUGCGUACGAGUAUGGAUUCUCCCUUGCUAUGGAUCCGUGUGGACCCUGAGAUGGAAUUUCUUGCUGAUGUUGAUUUUCUUCAGCCCGUUCAUAUGUGGAUCAAUCAGCUAGAGAAAGAUAAAGAUGUGGUUGCUCAAGCACAAGCAAUUGAAGCACUGAAAAGUCUGCCUCAACUUUCGUUUGCUGGAAUUAAUGCUUUGAACAACUUUCUCAGCGAUUCAAAGGCAUUUUGGAGGGUUAGAAUUGAAGCGGCAUAUGCAUUGGCACAUACAGCUUCUGAGGGAUCUGAUUGGGCUGGUUUAGUGCAUUUAAUUAAGUUCUACAAGAAUAGAAGAUAUGAUGGUGAUAUUGGAUUGCCUAGGCCUAAUGACUUUCAUGAUGUUCCAGAGUACUUUGUUCUUGAGGCCAUUCCCCAUGCUGUAGCUAUGGUUAGAGCUUCAGACAAUAAAAGCCCAAGGGAAGCAGUUGAGUUUCUUUUGCAACUUUUGAAGUACAAUGAUAACAACGGGAAUCCCUAUUCAGAUGUUUAUUGGCUAAUCACUCUGAUUCGCUCUGUCGGUGAACUUGAGCUUAGUCAGCAGAGUAUGUCUUUGUUACCUUCUCUGCUAAAAUGCAUUGAUCGACUACUGCAAUUUGACAGCUUCAUGCCUAGUUAUGAUGGAAUCCUUGCUAUCAACUGCCUCCACACCCUAGUGCGAGUUGCAUUGAAGUUGUCAACCACAAUUCCUUUUGAUCAUGUUUGUGAGCUCAUAAAACAUUUCAAAAAUGCAGAGAGAUCGUCUUGGAAGAUUCGAAUCGAAGCAAAUAAAGCACUUCUGGACCUCGAAUACUACUUUAAAGGUCUUGAUGCGGCUCUCUGUUUGUUUACCAAGCUCAUGGUGGAAGAAGCUUCUUUACGAGGGCAAACAAAGUUGGCCGUCCAUUUAGUGCAGCUAUGUCAAAUAAACUCUGAAUCUGAAAAUGAAAAUGCUGCAUCUUGUGCCACUUUAGUUGCUCUUUUACGGAUUCUUUCAAGCCGAAAGGCCUUCAAUAAUGUCUUCCUUCGACACCACUUGUUCUGCAUUUUCCAAAUUGUUGCUGGGAGGGUACCAACACUUCACGGCUUCAGAAAUGUCAAAAUAAACCAGGUAACACCUAUGGAAUCAACUGGUGAGCAACCAGCUAGGUCUACAUCAUUGAAGUUGAAGAUCACAAGAACUCAGGAAGUGCUUGCUGAUACUCCAAACCCUUCAGUUGAUGCACCUUCCAUUCCAGAAGCAACCAAGGAGGUUGAUACUGUUUCUAAUCGAAGUGAGGGGAGGAUGAAUAUUUUAAAGAUAAGAGUCAAGCAACCUGCAUCAUCGAGUAAAGCAGACGGUCCCGAUCAACUACCAGGGCAAGCUCGUGCCUUGGUAAAUGAAACGGAGGUAGGGCACAGCAGUUCUGUCUCUGUAGAUGCGCCCCCUAUGAAGGGACCCAUCGAACUACCAUGCACUAGCAAUCAAAAUAUUGAGGAAGUGAGCUCUUCUUGUUACCAUGAAUCUCGAGUGACAGCAAUCAUUGUUUCCAGAAAAUUAACAAACAAAGAUGAAGAUGGCAAGGAGCUGCAGUGUACUGCUAAUUCAAGUAAUGUUCUUGGAGAUGGCAGUGGUGAUCAAAGUUUGGCUGUAUGGAAGCUUGAUGAUGCAUCUCUCGACACGGAUUUUCUUGAAAGAAAGAGGAAAAGGAAGAAAGAGAAGAAGGACAAGGGUAGUAAGAAGAAACAUGGAGAGGGACAUCGUUCUGAUGAUCCUGCAUAUUUGGAGCACAAUCGCUUGAAGAAGGAGAAGAAAAAGUUGGUCAAAGGGCUUGCUCGAAUGCAAGAAGAUGAAGCAAGAACUUCUGCUAGCGAGUCGCAGGAUACCAGAAAAGUUUACAAGUCUGGAUUUUCCUCUAUAGGGGACUCGAAUAAAUUGGAAGAAAGUGAUGUACAUGUUUCAAAACCUGCUGAAACUACCCGUGAUACCUUGCAGGGUAGCAAGGGAACUAAAAUUAAGAUCAAGAUUAGGAAUCAAAGUACAGGAAUGAGCUAGAGUGAGUUUUAAAAAUGGUGCAUUCGUGGGCUUGCACAGGAGGAAUGAAUAUGUGACAGGGUUUAAAUGUGGACAUUUAAAGAUUGAUAAAGGCUUUAUAGCAAUAGCUUUUUUGGGUAUUGCAUGACGAUUGAGGAGUAAGGCAGUAUGCUUGUUAUGAAUUAUUAUUUUGGUGGAUACCAUAAUAAACUCGGCCCAGCAUUACUUCUCAGAAACUCCCUAACUGCUAACUGCUUCCUGUACGGAGCUUAUGAAGAUUGAUCAUGGUCAAGCCUUACCCAUCUUUCUAAUCUGAUCAGUUCUGCAGGCAAUGUGGCCAUGGCUUUUACUUUUAUCCUGACUUCACCUUUGUUCCACUGCCCUUUGUAAAAUAAAAAAUAAAUAAAUAAUAAAAAAAAAACUAAAUUUUGUAGGUAUUAUGGACACCUAACACAUACGUUUGACCUGGUAGAUAGGUUAUAUGCAAUUACCAGAUUCUGGACUGGAUUGCAUUUUCCAAGGACAUGGAAACCUGACCUCUGUUAUUAGAGCAAUUGCUCGCUUUAUCAGCGACAUUAGAUUAAAAAUUUUCUAACAUGUUUUAAGAACUGUUUUGUGCAUUUUAGUAAUGGCCGGAAGUAAAUCAGGUUUUUUCUUGCUUCUUUAUUUCUAAUUCAUGAACGCUGGAGAAUAAAAGAUUGAGAAUUUAAGGUACGAUUCAGUUGGUUUAUGAUGAUUUAUGUUUUAUUUCAAAGAAAUA
This is a messenger RNA of Phalaenopsis equestris, 4801 nucleotides long. Its product is annotated as transcription initiation factor TFIID subunit 2. Gene Ontology annotation, molecular function: transcription cis-regulatory region binding; chromatin binding; zinc ion binding. The record is from RefSeq and is a predicted model, not a curated record. Gene Ontology annotation, biological process: transcription initiation at RNA polymerase II promoter. Gene Ontology annotation, cellular component: transcription factor TFIID complex. The coding region runs from base 103 to 4062 and encodes 1319 amino acids. The transcript has 28 exons. NCBI's taxonomy places the organism in Eukaryota, Viridiplantae, Streptophyta, Magnoliopsida, Asparagales, Orchidaceae.